Molecule: messenger RNA, 2340 nt
Organism: Blastomyces dermatitidis ER-3
Lineage: Eukaryota; Fungi; Ascomycota; Eurotiomycetes; Onygenales; Ajellomycetaceae
Product: C2H2 transcription factor
Exons: 2
Coding region: 88-1869 (593 amino acids)
Biological process (GO): regulation of transcription by RNA polymerase II
Cellular component (GO): nucleus
Source: RefSeq, a predicted model, not a curated record
CACAGAUCAACACAGAAGAUAUUCCGAUACGAAUAACCAAUGCCAUCCAUUUACAUGCCUUUUUGAUUUUUGGUCGCCAUAUGGCAGAUGACCAUCAUGGCCCAGAAACGAAAAGCUACUUCAGAAACUAACCGACAGCCUAAACGGCUACAACAUUCAGCUCCGUCAGAAAGCUCCGAUAUAGUUGAUAAUGGCGACAUAUCGGACUUUUCAUCCCAAUCUUCCUACUGUCUGAGCCAUGGCAGCCAGCAUGAAACACCCAUCACACCUCACUCUCCCGCCUCCUCGAGAUACCCGUCAGAUCGAAAAACUCACCUUUGCCCCUAUGAGGGAUGUUUUAAAGCUUUUAACCGGCCUGCACGACUUACAGAACAUUUAAGAUCACAUACCAACGAGCGAAUAUUUAGCUGUACAUAUGAAGGCUGCGAGAAGACAUUUCUACGAGCUUCCCAUCUGAGCCACCAUGUAAAAAGUGCGCAUACCACCAUUCGAGACUACAUAUGCGAUAGAGAGGGAUGCGGCAAGACAUUCGUCACGGGAUCACGGCUACGAAGGCAUCUAGCUGCCCACGAAGGAAGGGACAAGUACAGGUGUACUGAAUACCCACCUUGCAACGAAACAUUCCGCAAACAUUCAACACUCCAAAAACACAUCUUGACCGCCCAUCUAAAUGAGAAACCGUUUCCCUGUCCGCAUAUUGAUCCAGCCACUGGCCAGCAAUGCACGCAGGCCUUCGAUACAGCAGGACAUCUGCGCUCGCACGAGAGCAGAAUUCACGGCGGUGCACGGUUUGCCUGCAUAGAAUGCUCAUCCAAGGCAAUUGACGAAACGUCGACAGCGACGAACGGGACGACCAAUCCCCAUCAAACUGCCGUCUUCCCAACCUAUGCUUUACUUCAAGCACACAUGAAAUCCGUCCACCCACCCACCUGUCCAGAAUGUGGUAUGACCUCCACAUCGAGCCGAGACCUCCGCCGCCAUCUUGAGAUCACCCAUGGAACCGUCCCGGUGGAAGAACGCAAAAUCCACCCAUGCCUCUACCCGAGCUGUGGUCGAAACUUUACAAAAAAAGGCAAUUUAAACGUGCACAUGAGAACCGUUCAUGAGGGAGAGAAACGUUUCGUCUGCGGCGAGACAGACCUCUCCAGCUCAAAAAAGGUAGAAGGUUGGAACGUGAAGGAUAACGGAUGCGGUAAACGCUACGGCAGCAAACUUGCCCUAGAAGAACACGUUCGCACAGCACACUUGGGGUUAAAAAAUGCGAAAGCGGAACGAAGGGAGCUGCUCGGCCUUAACGGCUCCAGCAGCAGCAGCAGCAGCCGCGGUAGUGGUGGUGGUGGGAGCAGUUCUCGUUCUCGAACUAAAGAUAAGGAUGGCCAGUCAGCAGCCCCUUCGAAUCUCGCCAUGCUGACUGGCGAAGGCUACAUGGAGGAAUCCGGGCGCCACAUCCCCUGUCUGCUAGAGCAGUGUGCGCAUCUCUUCCAUCGAGACUAUGACUUGUGGCUGCACAUGGCUUCGAAGCACAAUUUGGAGGAGAAUGAUAUUCAGAUUUUAUUCAUGCAGCGCGCCAUGCAGGGUGGGGAGCAGAGUUUUGAUGUCGACUUUGAUAAAUUGACGAGGUAUGGGUGUAGGCAUGGAUAUGCUACUGGUUCUGGCGCCGGGAACGGUGAUGAUAUCCACCCACAGGAUCUAGGUGACGGGCAAUUGGUAAUUGGAAAGGCGCAGGGUUUGGUUAGUGACGAAUUUGCGAUGGCCGAUUUUGCUAUUGGUGGCUGUGGUUCUGCAGUCGACAACGGUGGAGAUACUGAUAUGACUUUGAUCGACCCUGUCUUGACAUUUACACAGAGACAACAAGGGAUUCAUGAAUAAGCUGAUAGCAUUGACCAGUCGUCAACCGUGUUGGUGUCUUACGGAUCUUUCACCGCUUUGCUAUCCAAAACUUUUUUUAUAUGAGGAGUAGAAAUAUGACGGAAAUACGAUUAUACAUAAUGAGAAGGAAUUAAAUAAUAGGGCUAUUUACGCGAAACCAAUUCUUUUUAAUUUAUAUUAAUUUGUUAACGUCACCAAAGAAAGCUGCACUGGUCCCUGCUUCUGCUUCGCGUCGGGGGUUUCAAGUCCAGCAAGCUGUACACAGCAUCACAUCACAGCUUGCACAAUUAAAGAGGAAAGAACUAAAAAAGAUGAACCUUCACCUAGAAAGCGUAGCAGCAUGUGAAUACAAACUAAUUAUACUCUGUAUUUGAAUUAACAAAACAAGGGGCAAGCAGUAAAACCCAACCACGAGAUGGAAUUUCUUCGUUAAAAAUCGUCAAAGCCAGAAGGAAAAGAAGUAAGAAGAAC